Messenger RNA from Lasiosphaeria miniovina, 1227 nucleotides. RefSeq lists its product as uncharacterized. The coding region runs from base 1 to 1227 and encodes 408 amino acids. The transcript has 5 exons. The record is from RefSeq and is a predicted model, not a curated record. Lineage: Eukaryota; Fungi; Ascomycota; Sordariomycetes; Sordariales; Lasiosphaeriaceae.
AUGGCGACAUACUACGAGCCUCCGCAGUGGUCCCCUGCUGGCCAGACCGGCUGGGAGCAUCAGACACCCCCUCCGGCUCGCUCUGGUGCCAAUUCUGCCAUCCCCCGUGAAGAGUCGGCAGCUUUUGGCCACCAGCUCGAGGAGGUCGACCGGGCCAUUGACAACCUCUUCAAGAGCGGCAAAAUGUUUGGAGGAGGAUCUGGAGGCCGACGUGAGUCGCUGCCCAAGCCCGGCCCCGCCAGGAAGUACCCAGACUUCGACGGGCGCAUGGUAGGCGGCCCUGGCCCUCGCCCCCAUUCCGCGACCGACUUUGGUGACGCCCGCGGCCCUCACCCGUCGUCGAACCUCCAGAACUUCUAUGCCGCUCAGCGCCACCAGUCCUCGCGCGGCUCCAACGAGGCGGAGCAGAUGAUGCAGGCCAAGAGGAGAAUGGCGGCCCAGCGGGAGCGAGAGCUUCGGAAUUACCAUCAAGAGCAGCAAUAUAAUCGAACCGUCCUAGCUGAACUGGCGACGCCGUACAGCAACCCAAAGUCGGACCGGUCUUUGAGCCCUGGUAACAUAUCCGAGGAAGACCGCCGCAAGCUCAUUUCCCAGCAGCAGAGCGCAUUAUACGGCGAGGGCUCGUUUUCCAAGACUGGUGGCUACGUCGACGAGACCGGAGCUCCACGGCAGGCCCCGGCUGGUGGCCCGCCGAACGGGCCGGCCGCCCUGCGUGGCUCCUACGAAUAUGCGGCCCACUCCGAAGCCUCUCCCCAAACCCCAGUCGAGGCCGCCCAGGGUUCUCAGUCUGCGGGGCAGAAUGAGCGCUCUCGUGCUAACAGCAACUCGAGCCCUCAAUCGAACCCGUCUGGCAGCAAGGGCGCUUUUGACAUCCCCGUCGCGCACCAGUCGAGCCGCACCAGCGCCUCGUCGCCGGGCGGGUCUCCCCCGCGUCAGAGUGCCCCGGGCACCAAGCCCGGCCAGGGCUCGGUCGCUCCCAUUGGCACACGGCCCUCCGUGUCCAGUGCGCCGCCGAAUCCCGCUCUGAGCAAGCGGUCCACCACGCCUCUGCCCUCGCCCCUGAGCCAGGGCUACACGCCUCUGGGUAACGAAGAGGGCGGCGCCGCUCCGUCGAACCCGUCGGCUGCGACGGACGGCCCCAAUAUGGGUCUUUCCGGCUGGGGCCCUCGGCCCACCGGCUGGGGUGGCAAAUCUGGCCUCGGCGUCCAGGCGAGCGUCUGGGGCUAA